AUGCGGGAAGCCGCGUGUGUGAUGACGCGAGCUAACGCCGGACAGCAGGCACGUUCUCGCUGCUCGCUGGCUUUGGCUGCCGCUGCGGCCCAUCGCCAACACGCGCCUUGUUAUCACGCUUCUCGCUGCUUCUUGUCUUCUUCUCCCAUUCCCUGGACGCCCCCGUCGCGGGGCAUGGCCUCCUACCCCGACUCUUCCUCCGACUCCUCCUCACUCAGCAGCGACAGCACCACCAUCGCCAUGGCCGCCCUCCAGAGCCGCCGCCGCGUCCUCCUCUGCCUCGACGCCCAGCACGCGGGCCUCUCCCCGCCCCCGCUCGGCAACCCCAUCCCCGCCGCCGCCGCCGUGCUCGCGAACCUGAAGCACAUCCUCGCCACCGCGCGCGCCGCGACGCACCCGCCGCUGAUCGUGCACGUGCGCAACGCCGGCGACCGCGGCGACCCCGACGAGCCCGCCGCGCCCGGGUGGCACCUCGCGCUCGCGCCGCUCCCCGGCGAGGUCGUCGUCGACAAGCGCAAGAACAACGCGUUCGCGGGGACCCGCCUCGCCGACGUCGUCCAGGAGGACGCCGAGCUCGUCGUCGUCGGCCUGCAGACGGACUUCUCCCUCCGCGCGAGUGCGUACCCCGUUUUUUUAUCGCGCUAUUUUUCCCGCACGUUCCCACUCCCUGGUGCGCUGGCUGCGCUAGUUCCUCCGCCGCUAUUAAUGUCCGCGCGUUCGAGUCCUUAUCUCGCCUUCUCCCCCUUCCUUCCUUCCCCCUGCUCCGCCGCCCUCGCCCGGGGCAACUCCGUCCUGCUCAUCCGCGGCGCCCACGGAACGUACGACCGCGUCGAGAUCCUCUACGGCGGCGGGCUCACCCCGGCGAAACAGGUCGAGGCCGAGAUCGAGGGCGAGCUCGAGGAGGCCGGCGUGCACCUCCUCGGCAUGGAGGACGUCCCCGCCAUCUUCGACGACCGGUGA
This is a messenger RNA of Mycena indigotica, 960 nucleotides long. Its product is annotated as Isochorismatase hydrolase. The transcript is spliced from 3 exons. Bases 1 to 960 code for a protein of 319 amino acids. NCBI's taxonomy places the organism in Eukaryota, Fungi, Basidiomycota, Agaricomycetes, Agaricales, Mycenaceae. The record is from RefSeq and is a predicted model, not a curated record.